UCUCCAACGGCACACACACACACACUCUCACACACACAGUGCUCGUUAAUAGGCUCCAGAUGCCUUUACCGAAAACGCACGUCUGCAGGCUGUGUGGAUUGCCUCUUCGCAUGUGAAUCACGCAGAUGUGAAUCUAUCUUUCUGUCUCCGACUAAAAAGAAGAUUAUGGGGUUGUGUGCGAUUCCAGAACACGUGGGGAGCUUAUUUGCCAGGCUGGCGGCGGUGCGCCCGUCCUCCCUGUGAUGGAGGAGCGCGGCGGUGGUGCAUCGGUGGAAAUGAGUGAGAGGUGCAGAGGAGAUAAUCAAUGAAGACACAGAGGGCUCCCGUGCGUUUGGGCAAGGUCGGAGUCUAGCCUGGAUGAGAUUAUGUCCAUGCGGGGACAACAAGGACCGACUUUUACGCUUCCUCGCGGGAGAAGGGGUCGCCUGGAGAUGUCGCCUGCAAACCAAGAGUUUUUCCUCUCCGUGUUAGAUUGCUGAGGCAGCAAAAAUCCCUCCAUCUGCGUGAUCACGGUUGAGCUUUAUUUUUGACAACCUUCAAGCUGCUUGGCUUCUUUCUUGUCUCCCUCAGCCCGGAAAUAAAGUUUCUGUCGCUCUGCUCGACGUGUGGGUGAUCUAUUCGGCCACUGGUUCCUUUAAUCGCACGCAGGUGAACCCAGUUUUGUGAUUUGUUGGCGGCUGCUGGUUAAAGACAGGGGAGUGGAGGGGGCAGCGGUGGGUUGAAUUCCAUCGGAGCAGCAGCAUCACAACAGCGGCGGCCAGCUGUGUUUCCGGACGGUCACAUCUGUCGUUGUUUUGUCGUCGCUGUCCAUGGUGCUGAACUCGUGCUCCAGGAAUGGUGGAGACGCUGAGUAUCGCAGUCAUCGGUGCUCCCGGAGUGGGGAAAACUUCUAUAAUCCGCCAGUUCAUCUAUAACGAUUUCUCGGAGGUGUACACGCCGACCAGGACCAGAUAUGUGUACAGACCCUCCGUCAUCCUGAACGGGAACAUGUAUGAGCUGAAGAUUUUGGACGUCCCGCCAAUCUCCUCCUUUCCAUCCAGCUCCAGUCAGGAGUGGCUGGAUUUGCGCUGCAGAGGUGUUCGCAACGCCAACGCCUACAUCCUGGUGUAUGACAUCUGCUGCGUGGAGAGCUUUGAAUACGUCAAGAUGAUCCGACAGCAAAUAGUGGAGCACAGGGAAGGCAGCAGCAGUGAGGUGCCAAUCCUGGUGGUGGGCAACAAGAGAGAUCUACAGCGACAGCGAUUCAUGCCUCGCAGGGCGGUGUCAGUCCUGGUGAAGAAGACCUGGAAGUGUGGCUAUGUGGAGUGCUCUGCCAAGUUUAACUGGCAUGUAGUACUGCUCUUCAAAGAGCUGCUGGGCAUCGCCGUGACACGGGGCAUGCGGCAGAACCACACCGCCAUCCGUCUGCAGGGGGCGCUACAGAGGAAUCGCUGCACCAUCAUGUGACCCAGAGAGCUCUCUCCACCCCUCUCACCUCAGGAGUGGAAGCGGCAAUGGAGAAUAAAAAGACUUCUUAUCUAAAUGGCUGGAAAAAUACCCUGUGGCCUCCUGCUUUACUGAGCUGAUUUUUCAUAAUGAGGUUUAUUAGUCUCUUGCGCUGUAAAAGACACUUACAUUUCUCACAUGGUCAUCCAACCACUUCCUAGCCCGAUUCUGCCAAAUGUGUAAAUGCAAGGAAGGAGGUAGUAGAGAAAGCAGUGGAAAACAGUACAACUAACAUAGCACAGUCAUUUUUCCUCACAUCAAGACAGUUACUCAUUUGAGGCUGUGCUUCCCAAA
Messenger RNA from Anarrhichthys ocellatus (wolf-eel), 1779 nucleotides. RefSeq names its product RAS-like, family 10, member A (gene rasl10a). NCBI's taxonomy places the organism in Eukaryota, Metazoa, Chordata, Actinopteri, Perciformes, Anarhichadidae. Gene Ontology annotation, molecular function: GTP binding; GTPase activity. The record is from RefSeq and is a predicted model, not a curated record. The transcript is spliced from 3 exons. The coding region runs from base 835 to 1446 and encodes 203 amino acids.